Molecule: messenger RNA, 488 nt
Organism: Macrobrachium nipponense
Lineage: Eukaryota; Metazoa; Arthropoda; Malacostraca; Decapoda; Palaemonidae
Exons: 3
Coding region: 29-334 (101 amino acids)
Source: RefSeq, a predicted model, not a curated record
GGAGAGCGGCCCUGUUCAUCUAUACAACAUGAAGGUUACGGUGUUCUUGUGCCUGUUGGCUGUGGCCCUCGCCUUGCCUGUAGCAGAACCUGAGGCAGAUCCUCAGUUCCUCCUGCCUCAUUCCUUGAACUACUUCAACCCCUUCGUCCACUCCAUCAACGCUGGGGAUUCACACCUGUAUUCCUACCCAUACGGGCAUCACCUCGCAUACGGCCACAGAUACCCACUCGCUUAUGGUCACGGGUAUCCCCUCACUCCCGGGUAUGGAGCAGCCUAUCCCUUGGGGUACCCUUACUCAUACCCAGUUGUUAAGAAACCCGCCACUGAGGAAUAGACACCUGGAAUCGUUAUGGAAUCCAUGGAAUGGAGGAUGCUUAGAAAAAGAUUUAAGUCCUUUGUUCAUCUGUAAUUAAUCUGAAUAGUCUUCUUUUGUAUAUUUCUGUUAUGAAUUCCAUAAACUCACUCAAAUGAAACUGAUGUUAUGUCAU